AUGUCUGCAGAGAAGAAGCCAAAAAAGAAGAAAGAGGAGGCCAAUGGCACCACAGAAGCCAAGUUGAAUGGAUCUGAGGCCAAACCCAAAAAAACAAAGACCAAGAAGAGUGAAGAUGCAUCAGAAGAGGAAAGCCCUGCCAUUCAAAAUGGAAAGAAGGUAAAGAAAAAGAAAACAGAAAAGAGUAAAGACGAUCCGGAAAAAGAAAAGGAGAAAGACAAAGAGAAAGAGCCGAAAAAGAAAACCAAAAGUGUUCCAAAAAAGAAGAAAGAUUCAGGCUCAGAUGACGACAAUGAUGACGACGAUGAUGAGGAUACCCCCAAAAAGAAAACAAAGAAAAAGACAACAAAGGACAGCUCUCCAUCUGCAAGUUCUGGCAAAGAGAAGAAAUCUAAAUCUAAAGAUGAGAAAGAUUCUGAUGGAAAAGAAAAAAAGUCCAAGUCAAAGGAUAAAGAGAAAGAGAAGGAUAAGAAGAAGGAACCAUCCUCAAUGUUCCAGAUAAAUGGAGAUAAAGACUCUAAAAGCAAAAAGAAAGCUGCCAAAUCAGACAGUGAUGACAGUGAAGAGGAGACAAAGUCAAGCAAGUCAAAGAAGAAAUCCACCGCCGGCGCAUCAUCCAUGUUCCAAGCGUCUGGAGACAAGGACAAGGACAAGGACAAGGAUAAGGACAAGGACAAAGACAAAGACAAGAAGACAAAGAAGAAAGGCAAGUUUACCACUCAUCUCUUUGUCCUCUCUCGUUGAGUCUCUGGAAAGUAUUUAAUAAACCUGUCGUUUCCAUCAGGAAAGGCAGAAGAGAGUGAUGAUUCUGACUCAGAAAAAGAGGGAAAAUCAAAGAAGAAGAAGGGCAAAGGGAAGAAGAAAAAGGAGAGAUCUCCAUCACCUGAGAUUGAGUUUGACAACUUGGAGAAGUUUGUGAUGGAUCCAGCUCCACAGGGCGUGACAGUCAAAUGCAGAGUGACUCGAGACCAGCGGGGGAUGGACAAGAGCCUUUAUCCUCUUUAUUAUCUUCAUCUUGACAAUGAAAAAAAGACAUUCCUGUUGGCUGGGAGGAAAAGAAAGAAAAGUGCAACUUCAAAUUAUCUCAUCUCAAUCGAUGCCACAGAUUUAUCGAGAGGAGGAGAGAAUUUUGUUGGGAAGCUGAGGUCAAAUUUAAUGGGGACUAAGUUCACCGUAUUUGACAAUGCUCUGAAUCCAGAAAGAGCUCUUCCAGACAUGUCUAAUGCACGGCAGGAGCUAGCAGGCAUCAUCUAUGAAACAAAUGUGUUGGGGAUGAAAGGACCCCGAAGGAUGGCGGUAAUCAUCCCGGGAAUGGACAAAGACAACGAUCGAGUACCCCUCCGACCAAGAAAUGAUUGUGACGGCUUGUUGACAAGGCACCAGAAUAGAAGGAUGGAAAAUCUGAUCGAGCUUCACAACAAGACGCCUGUGUGGAACGAAGAAUCAGCGUCUCAUGUGCUCAACUUUAACGGCAGGGUCACCCAGGCCUCCAUCAAGAACUUCCAGAUAGUCCAUAACAAAGACUUGGACUACAUUGUGAUGCAGUUUGGACGAAUAGCCGAUGACAUUUUCACACUGGACUUCAACUACCCGCUGUGUGCUGUGCAGGCCUUUGCCAUCGCACUUUCCAGUUUUGACGGCAAAAUCGCCUGUGAAUAA
Messenger RNA from Scomber japonicus (chub mackerel), 1659 nucleotides. Its product is annotated as tubby-related protein 3-like. NCBI's taxonomy places the organism in Eukaryota, Metazoa, Chordata, Actinopteri, Scombriformes, Scombridae. Gene Ontology annotation, cellular component: cilium. Gene Ontology annotation, molecular function: actin filament binding. The record is from RefSeq and is a predicted model, not a curated record. The transcript is spliced from 12 exons. Gene Ontology annotation, biological process: protein localization to cilium.